AGUGGCUGCUCGCCCUGCUCAUUUGCAUAUGUUAAUUCGUGGUCACGUGGGCGCAGUGCCCGCUGAGAGUUGCCUGCCUUGGGUCUAAGAUGGAACCUGUGAUGGGGAAGUCUACAGGACACAAAUGAAAAUUAGAGCAAAUGACGGGGUUUCACAGAAAACCUGGAAAUGGCUCCAGUUAAAAUUAAAUAUUGUGUAUCUUUCACAUCUCAGGAUCCUAAGUUCCCGGUGGAGAAUCUGCUGCAGGAAGAAGACCUUCGGCCUUGGCUCAGCUCUCCCCAGGAUCGGAGCCGGCAGCUAAAAGCAGAGCUUCAGUUGGAACAAGCAAGUCGCGUUGGCUUCAUUGAUGUGGGAAACUGUGGCUCUGCCUUCCUUCAGAUAGAUGUGGGAAGAUCCUCCUGGCCUCUAGACCAGAGUUACCUUACUCUGUUGCCCACCACCACCUUGAUGAUGCCAGCAGACUCUAAGCUGGAUAAGAAUCGUUCAGGGGUCCGGAUGUUUAAAGAAGGAGACUUCCUGGCUUCUGCUCUGGGUGAGAAGUGGGAUCGCAUCAGGCUCACGUGUAGCCAGCCCUUCAACAAACGCACCCAGUUUGGCCUCUCCUUCUUACGAAUCCGCACUCUGCUGGACAUUGACGACAGCAAAGCAGGCCCAGCCUCUUUUCCUAGUCAGGCUCCACCUGAGCCCACCAGUAGUCCGUGGCUCUCCAGUGCAGCCUUUUGCAGAACAUUCUUCCCAGAGGUCCCGUCGAGCACCAAGGAGGAAAUGGGGCUGAAAAGCCGGCUGCAGCAGCUGGAUCCAUCCUCCAGCCCUGGAUCUCAGGGUCCAGCCUGUAUGAGCCGCCCAGCCAGAAUGGUGAUGAAGGCAGCCUGUGCCCGCAAAAGAGCCUUCCCCCUGGUGGCUGGCUCCACCCCUCCUGCUGCAGAGAACAAAGAGGCUGGGCAGGCCCAGUGUGCGGCUCAGGGGCCAGUGGCAUCGCGAUCCAAGCAGGAAUUGUCAGUAAGAAGAGGUGGUAUGAAAACAAAUCGGAGGAGGGGAUUGCACAGCCAUUUGAGGAGCAGGUCUGUGGCAGUUUCUUCCGCCAAGCCUAGGAACAAUUCUGAAAGGGACAGGGGAGCCCCAGGACAGCAGGGAAGGCUGUGGAAUAUGGAAGAUGAAGAAGAGGAGGAGGAAGGGAGAGAGAACUGGCCAGGAGAGAGAGAUGUGGUGUCGGAUACAUGUCCCAUCUGUGCUGGUCACUUCCCCUACAGUCUCUUACUAGUCCAUGCCUCCAGUUGCGGAGAAGAGGACUUUGAAGCAAGCAUUUCCUCCUCAUCUCCGCCAUCUUGGGAAGAACCUGCAGAGGCCUGGAUUCCCUGUCCCAUCUGCCAGUACCGUUUUCCUGCUGCUGAGGUGGAGAGUCACGCUAGCACCUGCGGGGAGCUGGGGGAGCCCCUGGUCAACAGCCCCUCCUGGCUGUGGCAGGGCAUGUGCAGCAUUGUGAUGAGGCUGCGUCACACUCCAUGUCUUGUCUGGCGGCUCCUCCCUCCCAAGCUGCGGAUUCAAUCAGGCACAGCAGAAAAGGCACUCGGGAAAGCCAGGAACGUAAUUACUGAGCAGCAACCCAACUGGAAGGAAAUCGUAAACAAGAAGUUAAAGUUCCCGGAAGGCCUCCUCAGCGCCAUUCAAGAUGGGCACCUGGCGAAGGUCCAGCAGCUUCUGCAGGUGAGCGACGGGAUCCUGAGGCAGCUGGAUGAGACAGAGGACCGGACAUGGCGAGAGGCUCUCAACCUGGCCAUCCGCACAGGCGGGGAGGAGAUCACCAAGACGUUACUGCGCAUUGUCAAGUUUGACUUCCGGCAGGUCCACGAGGCCUUGCUGGUUGCCGUGGAUACCAACCAACCCAACGUAGUCAAGAUGCUGCUGGAUCGGCUUGACCAGGAGAAGGGCCUCAAGAUGGACAUCAAGUCCUUCUCGUCGGCCUUCUUUGACAACUCCAUCGACAACUCGCGCUUCGCCCCCGGCGUGACGCCCCUCACUUUGGCUUGCGAGAAGGACCUGUACGAAAUCGUGGAGAUGCUGAUGAAGAAAGGGCACACCAUCCCCCGGCCGCACAAGGUCUCGUGCGCCUGCCUGGAGUGCUCGAACGGCCGCAAGUUCGACCUGCUCAAGUUCUCUCUGUCGCGCAUCAACACGUACAAGGGCAUAGCCAGCCGGGCCCACCUCUCCAUCGCCAGCGAGGACGCCAUGUUGACUGCCUUCAAGCUCAGCCGCGAGCUCAAACGCCUCUCAAAGAAGGAACCCGAAUUUAAGCCAGAGUACCUGGCCCUGGAGCAGCUGUGCCAGGAGUUUGCCUUUGAGCUGCUGGGGAUGUGCCGCAACCAGAGCGAGGUGACGGCCGUGUUGAAUGACCUGGCGGAUGACUCUGUUGACGACGAUGAAGCGGACGUUGAUGACCAGGCCUUUGAGGAGGGGAUCCCCAACUUGGCGAGGCUCCGCCUGGCCGUCAACUACAACCAGAAGCGUUUUGUGGCUCACCCCAUCUGCCAGCAAGUGCUGUCAUCCAUCUGGUGUGGAAGCCUCCAGAGCUGGCGGGGCAGCAACAGCCUCUGGAAGCUCUUCAUCUCCUGCUCCAUCUUCGUGGCGAUGCCGUUCCUCUGCCUGAUCUACUAUCUUGCCCCCAAAUCCAAGGCUGGCAAAAUACUGAAGAUCCCAGUGAUCAAGUUCCUGUUGCAUUCAGCCUCGUAUGUCUGGUUCCUGGUUUUCCUGCUGGUGGAGUCGCUGGUCCUGGAGUACCACCAUGAGUCCUUCUCGGGGCGGAACCAGAGCAUGUGGGAGACUUCGCUCCACAUGAUAUGGGUGGCAGGUUUCUUCUGGUUUGAGUGCAAGGAGGUCUGGAUUGAGGGUCUGCGUAGCUACCUCUUGGACUGGUGGAACUUCUUGGACAUUGUCAUCCUCAGUAUGUACCUGGCCUCCUUCGUCCUCAGACUCCUGAUAUUCCUCAAGGGCCGUGUUUUCUGCCUGGAUGCCCAAGCGCCCUCUCCAGAAUGCCGUUAUUAUACUGAAGCUGAUCGUGGGGAGUGGCACACCGAAGACCCCCAGUUCAUGGCCGAGGUGCUCUUUGCAGUGACCAGCAUGCUGAGUUUCACCCGCCUGGCUUACAUCUUGCCCGCCCACGAAACCUUGGGGACGCUGCAGAUCUCCAUCGGCAAGAUGAUUGAUGACAUGAUUAGGUUCAUGUUCAUCAUGAUGAUCAUCUUGACUGCCUUCUUGUGCGGGAUGAACAACAUCUACGUCCACUACCAAGUGUCUGAGCGGCUGGGGAGCUUCAAUGAGACUUUCCAGUUCCUCUUCUGGACCAUGCUUGGGAUGGAGGAACACAAUGUGGUCGACAUGCCCCAGUUCUAUGUGGCUGAGCUGGUGGGGAGGGUGCUCUAUGGGGUCUUCACCAUCGUCAUGGUGGUCGUCCUCCUCAACAUGCUCAUUGCCAUGAUCACCAGCUCCUUCCAGAAAAUUGAGAACGAUGCCGAUGUGGAAUGGAAAUUUGCACGCUCCAAGCUCUACUUGUCUUUCUUCAGGGAAGGCUUGACCCUGCCAGUUCCCUUCAACAUCAUCCCAACACCAAAGGCCAUCUUCUACGUCAUCAGGGGCCUUUUCCGCUUCCUCUGCUGUUACAAACCGAAGCGGCAACAGAAAUAUCCCCCGCUCCCAACCAUUUGUAACCCAUCCAUGGAGGAAGGCGGCCUGCGUGCGGAGAGCCGCGCUGCCUACCGGCGCCAGGUGCUCAAGGCGCUAGUGCAGCGCUACAUCGACACGGCCAGGCGGGAGUUUGAGGAGAGCCGGAGGAAAGAUCUGGGGAACCGCCUGACUGAGCUGAACAAGUCCGUGCUGCGCCUCCACUCUGAGAUGAAGCAUCUGCGCCGCACCGUGGCCGACAAUGGCAAAGCGGCCAACCCCCUGGACGGGGCCAGCGUGCUGCACAAGUACAUCAUGAAGGUGCGCAACAGCUUCCAGAGCUACGACCAUGACACAGGCAGCUCGGGACAGGGGUCUCCUGUGGAGGUCGUUGUGCACCAGGAUGGGGUCAUAGUUGAGGAGGGUGAAACUCCAUUGCCUCAGGAACAUGUUGGAGGUGAGGUGGAAGCUGAAGAGAGGCCUCAGGUGGAACCAGAGGAGAAGCUGCCCCAGGUGGAACCAGAGGAGAGGCCACCUCAGGUGGAACCAGAGGAGAGGCCACCUCAGGUGGAAGAUGAAGAGAGGUCACCUCAGGUGGAACCAGAGGAGAGGCCACCCCAUGUGCAAAUAGAGCUGGCAAUGGAAGAGGAGCCUGCAGAAGAGCCCGAUACUUGAUUUGCCUUUCCCCAGAAGAGGGCCAAUCUGUCCUGUUCUCAGCUGGGAUCUGCUGCAGUGUUCAGGGUGGCAUUUCCAGGGUGGCUGGACAGCCACCUGUCGGUAUGCUUUCAUUUGGAUUGGGGGCUGGACUCGAUAGCCUUAUAGGCCCCUUCUGGCUGUACUAGUCUAUGAUUCCUUAGCAGCAUAGGCCAAAGUCAUGCUAAUAAAUAGGAUGCACACAGGAUGCAUGCGCAGAGCAAUGCAAUGUCCUUUCUUAAGCCAACAUCCUUUGGCAAUGGAAUAUGGAAGCGUUCAACUGGUACAGGGCUCUUUCCUGGCCGGAAUGGGAAGGCCGUGAAGUUCUCCCCUGCAGAGGCAGCGUCCUCCGCAAACCAGCAGCCGGAGGAUGGGAGAGGAGGAGUAUGCCAAGGGCAGCCACAACUCCAUUUAACAAAAGUGCUUCUAGUCCCCACUGAGGCUGGGACUCUCCCAAAUAGUCGUCAAGGGGAGACACCCACCUACCCACCCAUGCAAAAAUUGCACUACAGGAACUGAACUUUUGUGAACAGAUUAUGUAAUGUGUGCAUCUGGCUUCCUUACAUUAAGUUUAUUAAUCACGUAAAUGGAUGCUAUUAACUACAGUCA
Molecule: messenger RNA, 4956 nt
Organism: Rhineura floridana
Lineage: Eukaryota; Metazoa; Chordata; Lepidosauria; Squamata; Rhineuridae
Gene: XNDC1N
Product: XRCC1 N-terminal domain containing 1, N-terminal like
Exons: 24
Coding region: 169-4329 (1386 amino acids)
Biological process (GO): manganese ion transport; regulation of cytosolic calcium ion concentration; calcium ion transmembrane transport
Cellular component (GO): membrane; cation channel complex; nucleus
Molecular function (GO): protein binding; store-operated calcium channel activity; inositol 1,4,5 trisphosphate binding
Source: RefSeq, a predicted model, not a curated record